Messenger RNA from Asterias rubens (European starfish), 750 nucleotides. RefSeq lists its product as uncharacterized. The record is from RefSeq and is a predicted model, not a curated record. The transcript has 3 exons. NCBI's taxonomy places the organism in Eukaryota, Metazoa, Echinodermata, Asteroidea, Forcipulatida, Asteriidae. The coding region runs from base 109 to 462 and encodes 117 amino acids.
UGAAGUAUUGGCAGGUUUUUGGAUUGAACACUAGAUAUUUCUGAUAUCAAAAAUCAAAAUUUGAGGUGCUCGACUUGCAACACAGAGAGCUCGGUUAUUAUUCUGAUCAUGGUCUCGGUAUUGGGUUUAGUGAUCGUGGUUUGUUUCCUUCAAGCGAAGGGAGAUGCGUGUGGAGUUUUGACCAUCAAUGAUGGUAAGGAUGACGGAGCUUCGCUUCUCAAGAAAACCAUCUCUGCGUUCAAACAAAAAUGCCGUGCUGGGUGUAUGGACUCAGCAAAUAAUUACCGCGCUUUGAAUGAAACAUGGCUGGAGGAGAGUUGUGAUGAGUGCUUUUGUACGACCGAUGGUCCAUCGUGCGCUGCUAUCGUGUGUGGGCUGAUACCAAUGCCAUUCAAUUGUGAUGCAGUGUGGGAUCAAUAUCAAUGUUGUGCCAUUGGCAUGGUUUGUCCGUUUAGAAGAUGAUGUGCCUGGAAUCCCGUGGUAUAGUUCCCGACCCUCGACAACGUCAACUUGUAUAGUACCAACUGGAGUUAUAUAUCACAACAUUAUUGGGUGAAAUUAUUUAUAAGUGUUAUUGGUGGUUCCCAUUUUCAACACUUGGUUUUAACGUUUUAACACACUUAUUUUAAAUGCCUACGAACCCUAAGUUGUUCUAGCUUGCCUAAGUAGUUUUAGCUUGAAGUUCUUGCUAUUUAAUGAGUGUGGUUUUUCUUAUACUUUGUGAACUUAUAAGAUGAAAACAAAAAUACG